This is a messenger RNA of Lingula anatina, 2771 nucleotides long. Its product is annotated as multicopper oxidase 3-like. Gene Ontology annotation, biological process: iron ion transport. Gene Ontology annotation, molecular function: copper ion binding; oxidoreductase activity. Lineage: Eukaryota; Metazoa; Brachiopoda; Lingulata; Lingulida; Lingulidae. The record is from RefSeq and is a predicted model, not a curated record. Gene Ontology annotation, cellular component: plasma membrane.
AUGGAGGGGCGGUGGGACGAGGCUGCACUUUUUGCUGCCUUAAUUUCCGGAUCUCUCAUGAAAUUCGCUUUUUCUUACUUCAGUUGGUGGAAAAGGCAGAAAAGUUUGCAGUACGUGGGAGAAAUCUCGGAGCUGUAUAUCUACCCAGUGAAGUCCUGCGCAGGGGUAAAGGUGGACCAAGUGGAAUGUUCUAAGCUGGGGGUGACGUGUGGUCACGUCUCCGAUAGAUUCAAAGCUGGCAACAAAGGAACUCAUUUCUGGCAUGCUCAUUCGGGUGUUCAGCGAGCAGACGGCGUUUUUGGGCCUCUGGUCGUCCGUCUGCCGCGAACAAUAGACCCACACAGCGCGUUAUAUGACGAGGACCUCACAGAACACACCAUCCUGGUGACUGAUUGGUUGGGGGAUUUGACAGUGAGCAGAUUUGUUGCGCAUCAUCACAGGGACGGAGAUAAUAAGCCGCAGUCUAUUCUUAUCAAUGGCAAAGGAGCGUAUCAAUUAUAUGGAAAUAAAACAACCAACGAAACGUUUACGCCGUAUGCUGUUUUCAAUGUAGAUAAGGGCAGGAGGUACAGGUUUCGUGUAGCUAGUAACGGGAUUCUAAAUUGUCCAAUUCAGAUCUCGGUGGAUGACCAUAACAUCACCAUGAUCACCUCGGACGGUCGACCCUUUGAGCCCAUCGAGGUCGAAACCUUCAUCAUAUUUGCCGGGGAACGCUUCGACUUCGUCCUGAAUGCCAGGCAGGCAGUUGGUAACUAUUGGAUACGAGCUGCCGGACUCGCGGACUGUGACAGCAGCUUCAAGGGGGCACACCAGUUAGCUAUUUUGAGGUAUAGAGGUUCAGCAAAAGAUGAGCCAUUAGAAGAAAAGGGAUACAAUGCGUCCAUUCGAACAGGAAAGCUUCUCAAUCCAUGGAAUCGGAAGAAGGACGACAUGAACGUCCCAGUUGUAGACCUCGUCAACACCGACCCUAACAAUGCCGCCAUUUCAAAAUCUACCGCCGACGUCAAAUUUUACAUCGGAAUGGAUUUCAACAAAAUCGACAAUCUUUAUUUCCACGACCCUACCUACUACCCAGUGUCCGCCAUUGAAUAUAAUAAGCAUUUGUAUACACCACAGUUUAAUCACAUAUCAAUAGAAGUGCCACCAGCUCCUCCUCUCACCCAGUUGGAUGAUAUCCCCAUGGAACGGGUAUGCAAUCAUACCACUCACACAGACUGCACUACGAGGUUCUGUGAAUGCAUCUACCUCCUGAAAGUGAAGCUUGGAGACGUGGUGGAACUGGUGCUGGUAGACGAAGGCUUUGCCUUCAAUGCUAACCAUCCCAUACAUCUCCACGGCCAUGCAUUCUGGGUGGUUGCCUUACAGAAGAUCAACGAGUCCAUUACCUUGGACAAAGUGAAGGAAAUGGACAGGAAAGGUCAAAUUCCACGCAAAUUGACGGAUGCCAUCAGAAAGGACACGGUCACAGUACCGGAUGGGGGUUUUACGGUUAUUCGAUUCGUCGCCGAUAAUCCCGGUAUUUGGUUCAUGCACUGCCACAUAGAAUACCAUGUGGAGAUCGGCAUGGGGUUGGUCUUCCAAGUAGGCGAACCCGAACAGUUCCCGCCAAAACCAAAGAACUUUCCAAAAUGUGGAGACCAGAAAGAAGAAGAUGGCGACACAGGUGCAAACACGACCAGCUGCCCUCGUUGGGGUUAUUCCAGUUCUGCGUGUGGUGUAUCAGCUACUGAUUCUCUGAUUGUUUUUGUGGCGCUUGUCACAGUUCUGGUUUCAACAUUUACUGUCUAAACGUAUUAAAGGCCAUGUUUUCCUGUUUCUAAAUUUUAAUGUAUCUAAAUGAGCGUUUUUAUUGAUGGUCAUUAUAUGACUUAAAAAGAAUGGUGAAAAUGCAUGUUAGCUAGCUUUUAAUGGUGCCUAAUGGUGAAGAAUUAAUGCGCAGCCAACUGAAAGUCUAAAUUCAUAAAAUGCAAGCAGAUACAGUGAUCUCAAUGACCAUACAUCUGUAACGCUGGCAAAGAACUGAGGACGUGGUCAAAAUUAUUUAUGCUAAAUAUUUCGCGCGUAUAAUUCACUCCCUGUGCAUUCCUGUCCAUAAACCCAUGAGUCAACUGACAGCUUGGAUGACUGCACAUGUUCAUGUUGUUGUAGCUUUGUUGCUUUUUGAAACGGGUGGAAAAACAGCUGUGCGAAUAUCCGUCAUGCAAGUUCUGGUGACAAAAAUAGUGCAAAUUGCUAGAGCUAGUUUUGGUCAUACAAAGCGUCAUUUCAAUGUGCUCGCAGAAGACAACAAUUCUUUAGUGGUCUGGAAAUUACGCAAAAGGGCUAGACUGUUUUCUCCUGAUUAACAUCACAUUGUGGUCUGUUAGGAUGCUGUGAACCGUGGAUUGUUAGUAGGAGAGAGGUCCAGACAACUGCAUGGGACGAGCUGAGGCAGGUGUUUUUGUCGAGGGGUGGCUUUAUCUGAACCAUCACACUCCAGAAACUGGUCAGAUCAGUACCACGAAGAAUUUUGGACCUCAUUCGGGUUUGUGGCAAAUACCCGAGACAGUUAAAAGAUUUAUUUUUAAUAGCAAGGAAUUGGCUUUGGGUGAUUCUGCUUUUUUAAUCUUAUUCCUGCUUUCUUGAAUAUGACGUUUGCUCUUCUCUAUAAAUUGUCAACAAUUUACUAAAUUUGUAAUUGAUGACAAGGAUGAACCCAAACGAAAAAACACAAUAAAUGUAUUGUUACUGAAAGGCAGAGUUUGGAAUUAUAAUAAAGCACUAAUAAACUG